Tuber aestivum (summer truffle) is the source of this 2023-nucleotide messenger RNA. The record is from the annotation of a GenBank genome assembly. Lineage: Eukaryota; Fungi; Ascomycota; Pezizomycetes; Pezizales; Tuberaceae.
AUGCUCAGAAGGGCACUCAAUCGCUCGUUGCUGGGAGCCAGACCGCUCUUGCUGACUCCCCGCAUUGCCCCGCCAAUUUCAAGAUCACCCCACUAUCAGUUACAGUACCGAUACUCAACUCAGCAGCCCCCAGGGAAGAAUCCCCAAGACUCUCCCGCUACCGAUUCCAACCCAAUUUUGCCCGCAGAUGCAAAUGCCUCCCUGCUCUCUUCGGAUUCCACACCCACACCGCCACAGGAAUCUUCCCCAUCGAGCUCGACGUCCAACCCCCCGCCACUGGAAUCACAGCUCCCGGAGCUGGAAUUGUUUCUGAAGGAAACCGAGAAGGCCGAGAAGGCCGAGAAGGCUAGCUCCGGCGGCGGAGGAAGCGGAGGAAAGGCAGGCAGUGGUGGAGGACUGGGGAGGGGAGAGGGUCUACCCAAAUCUGCGUACGUCUCCUCCACAGAUCGAAAGCGGGAACGUCUAGCCCGAGUUGUGUUCGGCUCAUUCAUAGUCUCUCUCAUCGGCGGUACACUCUACAUGGGCCGGGAAUUAGACGAUGUGGAAAGGAAGUACUACAAAGACCUCCAACAGGGCUGGGGAGCAUCCGCCUUCUAUGCACGAUUAAGGGCGCGAACGAACGACCUCCUAAACUUCUACAACGAGCCACCCUUCGAGAAGCUCCUGCCGGACCCACUGCCGGACUACUCGCGCCCCUACACGCUUGUCAUUUCCCUCGAGGAUGUCUGCGUGCACAGCACCUGGGACCGCGAGCACGGGUGGAGAAUCGCGAAGCGUCCAGGUCUAGACUACUUCCUCGCCUACCUAUUCCAAUACUACGAAGUAGUAGUCUUUACAAGCCAGCACGAACAAACCGCCGCCCCUAUAAUCCAGAAAAUGGACCAGUACCCAGGAUACAUCAUGUACCCGCUCUUCCGCGCGCACACACGCUACAAGGACGGGAAGUACAUCAAGGACCUCAACUACCUUAACCGUGACCUAUCGAAAGUCGUAAUGCUUGAGGCGAACCCCGACGCUUGGUCCGAGAACCCAAACAACACGAUAAAGAUGAAGCCCUGGGACGGCGAUCCGAAAGACAAAGAGCUGAUUUCCCUGAUCCCAUUCCUGGAAUACAUCGCUGCGAUGGGCAUCUCCGAUGUCAGGCCCGUGAUCAAGAGCUUCGGCGAUAAGCACGUCCCCACCGAAUUCUCCCGCCGCGAGGCGGCCGCGCGCGCAGAACAUAUGAAGCGCGUGGAGGAGCAGCGCAAGGGUCGCAGGGGCACCGCCGGCGGCGCCCUACUCGGCGCACUAGGAAUGAACAGGCAGUCCGCCAAUGAGGAAAAGACGUUCAUAGACCUGGCCAGGGAACGCGGUUUGCAAGGCUACCACGAUAUGCAGAAGCACAUCGAGGACCACAAGGAGGAAAUGCUCCAGGAGCAGAAGAAGAUGGAGAAGGAGGCGGCGGAAAUGAUGAAGACGAGUCUGAGUAAAAUCUUUACCGAGGUACUUUAUUCCCCUAUAUACGAGCUUACUCACUCAGCGUCUGGUACUGAUCUUUUCAUUUAAAGGGUCUGCCUAAGCCCCCAGGGGCACAAUGAACCCCCUCCUCCGAAUUAACUUCACUUGGGUAGUCAUCUACAGUUCUCCACUCUGUGCUUAAUCCGCUUUACGAAUCAAUCUGGCAGGCUUCACCUUUUUCCAUCUCCUGUUUCUCUCUUUUUUUUCCAUUUUUCUUUAAAACAAAAAAAUCGGUCUGUGGAAAUUGUUUUCUGUUUGUUUAUAUACUUGUUGAGAUUGGGGGUGGGGAGUAGGUGAUUAGCGUACGUAUGUAUUAUUAGUUGUACUAUAGAUGAGCGUUUGGCAUGACUUUGCUAAUUGUAACUUAAAUGGAAACCAGGCGAAGCUUCAAAGUAUACAUAGAUUGUUCUUUCCUUUGACCUUUUCCUCUUUUUAUUUAUGUGGGACGGAGUAAUAUGAUGUUUGGUGUGUGGGUGGUGUUAUCCCUGGAGAGCGAGGAAAAUCGCAAAACCUACAUUUCACGAGA